Molecule: messenger RNA, 1605 nt
Organism: Stylonychia lemnae
Lineage: Eukaryota; Ciliophora; Spirotrichea; Sporadotrichida; Oxytrichidae
Source: the annotation of a GenBank genome assembly
AUGGUUGAAUUGUAUCAAAAUAAGCAAAAGCUGCUAACUCCUCUAACUAGCAAAGUUCUUGGAUCAUACGCUGAUGAUUCAGCCUUUACCUACCUGAUAAUAAACAUUAUUCUACUCUGCAUCACAGUAUUCAUUGGAGGCAUCAUCAUAAUCCUACUAGUAGUUUAUAUAGACUACUAGCCCCUGAAAAAGAAAUGCUCAAGAUUGAUACUGCUCUCAACAAUCGGAAACUUCAUGUUCUGCUUCAUAGUGCUGCUUCAACAGAUUACCUAUAAUGCCUGCUUACUAGACAAAUUAUCAACUGCUUGCAUGAGUGAGUCAUUCUCAUCAUUCAACUGCUUUAUGGGGUUUACUCUGCUAAUCAUCUGGGAACCUCUAGCGAUAAUUCCUUAUAUAAUGAGGGCAAUCAGAUUAAAAGUCAUAAUGAAGUCACAGCAGCACUUCAUUAUUAAUGGAUAGAAGCCAAAGAAGUGGAUUAAGUGGAUAUCAGAGGUGUAUCUAAUCAGGAUAACCCUUCUUUGGUCAGCGAUACUUAUCAUAUUUACAUUGGGAAUAUACUUCCUCAAAUAUGCAAAUGAUAAGGUCAUUGUGUUUGCUCCUUCGUAUAAUGUGUCAAUAUGCUACUAGAAAACUAUGAACGAUGACAUCUAGGGCAGUUUGCUUGACAACGUGGUGUUGCAUUCAAAUAUAUCUGUAACUAUAAUUAUGCUGUUUAAUUUCUUCGAGUGCUUGUUCUUCAUGGUGGCUUUGAACUUUAUCAAGAACAUUAAGCAUGAGUUCAGCAUUCAAGGGGAGAUAGUGCUAGUCUUGAUAGUAUGGUUUUUAGGCAGCUUCAUAACUCUAGGCAUUUUUAUUUUCAAGUCCAAUACCUCUACCUGGCAAUACGUGUCUCUAAUCACUGUGGCUAGAAACCUACUUAUUCUGUUUAUCACUAGUUUACCUCCACUUUAUCAGACUAUACGGAGACAGAGAAGAAAGUCUUAUCUUAAUCAUACUAAUAGUCUGAUCACAGAUGAUUAGCAGCUGUCUCUGAUAGGUGCAAUUAACCUUAACGUGCUGAUCCAGGAUAAGCUCGUGUCUAGGUAUUUCCAGACAUUCGUAGAGCAGCAAUAUGCGGAGUCUAAGGAGAUAAAUAAAUUUUACUAUUUGUACACUAGGAUCAGCUACUACAAUGAGAGUUAUAACAAUGACAGGAACAACAGAAAGGGGAGAAUAGAUAUGGCUUAUGAAAUAUUCAUAGAGCAUUUGACUGAUGAAUCUGAGUUUAGAGUUGAUCUGCCCAAGUAAAUUAAUGACAGAUAGGCACUUAAAAUGGUGCAAUUUGGAAUCAUCGUUGAUAGAAUAUCAGACAUAGAGGAAGAUUUAUUUAAAAAUAAUGGCUAGGGAGAGACAAUGUUCUCGGAUGAUCUGAAUUACUAAAUCGACAACAUAGUAAAUGAAUUCCUAUUUAUGGAGGUGUUUGCCUUUGCAUAAGAGCAGCUGCUUCCCAUCUUUGAAAACUUUAAAAGAUCCUAGUUGUUUUCUGAGCUGGAGGAGGCCAAGUAGCUGCAGAAGAUGUUCAAGGAAGUGCUUAUGGAUGCAGAUAUUAUUGGCCAUGACAUGUGA